This is a messenger RNA of Hirundo rustica (Barn swallow), 2944 nucleotides long. RefSeq names its product IMP U3 small nucleolar ribonucleoprotein 3 (gene IMP3). Gene Ontology annotation, biological process: rRNA processing. The transcript has a single exon. Gene Ontology annotation, molecular function: rRNA binding; structural constituent of ribosome; snoRNA binding. The record is from RefSeq and is a predicted model, not a curated record. Gene Ontology annotation, cellular component: small ribosomal subunit; small-subunit processome; Mpp10 complex. Lineage: Eukaryota; Metazoa; Chordata; Aves; Passeriformes; Hirundinidae. The coding region runs from base 55 to 612 and encodes 185 amino acids.
GCCCCGGAAAGGUCCCUCUCAGGCGGCGGCGCGGCGGAUCUCGGUCCCGCGAAGAUGGUGCGGAAACUGAAGUACCACGAGCAGAAGCUGCUGCGGCGGCUGGACCUGGUGAACUGGGAGGCGUCGGACGGGAAUCUGGCGGAGGUGCGGGCGCUGCGGCGGUACCGGGUGGGCCGGCGGGAGGACUACGUGCAGUACAAAGUGCUGGCCCGCGCCGUGCGCGCCCUGGCCCGGCGGCUCCGCGACCUGGGCCCGGCCAGCGCCGCCUUCCGCGCCCGCUGCGCCUCCGCGCUGCUGGAGAAGCUGCACGGGCUGGGGCUGGUGAACAGCCGGCAGUCGCUGGCUGUCUGCGAGAGCCUCUCGGCCGCCGCCUUCUGCCGCCGGCGCCUGCCCUGCCUGCUGGUGAAGCUGCGCAUGGCGCAGAACCUGCGCCACGCCGUCACCUUCGUGGAGCAGGGCCACGUCCGCGUGGGGCCCGAGGUGGUGACGGACCCCGCGCUCCUCGUGCCCCGCGCCGUCGAGGACUUCAUCACCUGGGUGGACGCCUCGCGCCUGCGGCAGAAGGUGCUCGACUACAACCAGGAGCGCGACGACUUCGACCUGGCCGCGUAGGGCUGCCCUGCCUCACAGGACACAUACACACCGACAAAACCACGGCGGUGCCACCACGGGACAUUCACACACCUGCAAAGGGAGCCAGAAGGAAACUGUGUGCUUCCAGCGUUGUAUUGACCUGCUCCUGGCUCCCUUUUGAAGCUAAUGGUUCCAUUCAUCUAUGCAGAGGAACGUCCUUUACAUAUCUGCUGCUUCAAGAAUACCUCCAGUGACCCAGCUUUAUUAUCAUCCCUGGUAUUCCCAGCUUCACUCUUAGCCCAGCAGCUCAGCUCCAUCAUCAUCCCCAAUGUGCCUCCAUCGUCAUCUCUGGAAUGCUGUUCUGGUUUAGUUUAGAACGAAAAUUAGCAAAUUUUCGUUCUCCCCUCUCUUUGCUCUCAGAUCUAGUUUUAAAGGUGCAGAACUUAUUUCUGGGCUAAACACACAGAUGGGGAUACCACCAUCAUAAAGUCAGCCUAGGACACAUGCUCAGCUCCAUCAUCAUCCCCAGUCUGCCCAGUUCCAUCAUCCCUACAUCCCAUAAAGCAAAAGUGCUUGAAAAAGUCUCUGCCCAAUUGCAGGAGAGGAUUUUGGUCAGCCUUAAGUGCUUGGCAGCUUAAUAGCAGCUGCUGGAAGGAGUUUUAAGCCAAGCCGAGUGGCUGUUUUAAGACUGAGUUUAGCAGCUUCUAUGCUCCUUUUCCAAGAGGCUUUCCUGGUUCAGCUGUUAAAUGCACAGGAAUCUGAGUUACUUCUGGAAGGGUUUUCCCUUGAUAUCAAGGAGGGAAUGCGGGGAUUUCUGGGGGUCAGCAGUAAACAAGAAGGUCAAAUACCGUGUUUCUGGAACUGUUAAAGUUUUAGCCAAAACCAGAAUUAAAAACCAACAAAAAACUUUAUUGUCAUGUGAAGUUGUAAAGGGAAGUUUGAAGCUUUGAAUUCAGUGUCUCAUUAACUGCAGAUUUGGGGGAACUUUUGCAUUUAGCACACUAGGCAGGGGCUGUUGGGAACUUUGUUCCCUUUUAAUAAAAUAGCAGAAAAACAAAAAUAAAACUGUUGAGGUUUUUUAGUUGGUGAAGAAAUGUGUGGACUGCUUUAUGAUCUAGUUUCUCUGAGUUUAUUCUGAUUUUUAAAUGUUUUAGUAAGCCCUGUUUGCCACCUUUCAGAACUUUUUUUAAAUUUUUUUAUGUAACAUAUAAGUCUGGUUUUAUUUUAACAACUAGAAGGCUAUGACUGAGUUCUAAGAUGUUUAUGCUAAGAAUGCUCUCUUUCCCUUACCCAGGGCUAUGAAAGGAUGUGGUAGUAGGAGCAGAGUUGUGACUUUUCCGUCCCAAAUCCAAAGAGCUGGAGUGCAGCUACUGUCAAAGUUUUGGAUUUGGAUGCCUUAGUGUGGCUUUUUUUGAACAGAAAAAGGUGAGGUAUGUUUUGGAGGUAUUGCAUGACCACAAUCUGUCACCAAAUAUUAUGCCAGGUUUUUAUAAGGCAAACAGAAUGUUUACAUUUCUUCCCAAUCUCAUAAGCCAGCUGCAUUAAGCAGAACAAUUAUUAAAGCAAUAACAGAUAUUAAGAAAAGGACUCUAAAUGCAUGGAUAAACCCUUUGCCUACUACUGCUGCUCGUACUUGAAUUUAUUUUAGUAAUCAUAACCUCAACAACUUCUUAAACCUUUUCUUAAGAGCGUGCACCUUGCUUAUGGUAAGAAAUGCAAAUUGAAAAAACGUUUCACACCUGAAGCCUGACUUUUAAACACCUUCCCAGCUUCCCUUUCCUGUAGAACAGUGACAUUAAUUUUUGGGACAUUAGAAGGUGCCUUAUUCUGGUGCAGGUAAAAACAGUGCUUUUGCUGUGCCUUACUCUUUUUGGGAAUUUAAGUAGCAGCACAGUGACUGUGCAGGGCAUUUUACUAAUGAGAUGCUAAACUCCCGCUCUGCCCAGUGUGUCCAGCCCUUGAAGGAACUGCAGAAAGGGAAAUACCAAACCUCCAGCCUCUCAACCUCUCCAGUUUACACCAUUAGCCCAUUCCUUUUGUGUUAAACCAGCUUUUUAUCCUUCACCUGUGCACCUUCAGCAUCUGCAGCAGAAAUGACCCUACAGGCUGUUAAGCAGUGGGAAUUGAUUUCCCUAGAAAUAAGUGGGAUAACAGCAUCCAUCACCACUGCUCUCCUCUUGUGGUACUGGAAAUCAAAUUCUUAUGUUCUCUGAGAAAUCAGGCUGUGUGUCUGUAUGUCUGUGUGUUUUAAUUUCUUUUAUUUCUGGAAUUUCUUAACUGUACUGGCUGUACAGUAGCUGAGACCUAGAUGAGUGUCCUGCUCUUCAGUUUUCAGCAGCUGGAGUCCUGGCACACCCCUGACCAGAGCUGU